Messenger RNA from Suillus clintonianus, 1383 nucleotides. Its product is annotated as williams-Beuren syndrome critical region protein 22. Gene Ontology annotation, molecular function: rRNA (guanine) methyltransferase activity. The transcript has 6 exons. The coding region runs from base 61 to 909 and encodes 282 amino acids. Lineage: Eukaryota; Fungi; Basidiomycota; Agaricomycetes; Boletales; Suillaceae. Gene Ontology annotation, cellular component: nucleolus. Gene Ontology annotation, biological process: rRNA (guanine-N7)-methylation. The record is from RefSeq and is a predicted model, not a curated record.
CCACGUGCUUGUCAACUCUAACAAACCUACCAUUAUCAUCAUCAGAGCUGCUCAAGAAAUAUGUCACGGCCAGAGCACCAGGCCCCCCCAGAGAUUUAUUAUGGCGAUGCUGAAGCCAAGAAAUACACUCAAAACACCCGUAAUCAACAAAUCCAGGCAGAUAUGACGUACCGUGCUCUAGAGUUGCUCAAUCUUCCUCCGGAUGAGCCUGCUUUUCUGUUAGAUAUUGGAUGCGGAUCGGGUCUUUCAGGUGAGAUUUUGGAGGAGGAGGGAUACAUCUGGACAGGCGUAGACAUCGCGCCAAGUAUGCUCGAGGUCGCACUGGAGAGGGAUAUUGACGGCGACCUUUUCUUGCAGGAUAUCGGUCAGGGAUUUGGUUUCCGGCCAGGAAGCUUCGACGGAGCAAUAAGCAUAUCUGUCUUGCAAUGGCUUUUGAAUGCUGAAACAUCGCAUCCAACGUCCUCACCACCACACCGUCUCACCCGUUUCUUCACGACUCUCCACUCUGCUCUUCGUAACCCCUCUCGAGCAGUCUUUCAAUUUUAUCCGACUUCCGAUGACCAGAUACAAUUGAUCACUUCAAUAGCGCAGAAGGCCGGCUUUGGAGGAGGUGUUGUCGUAGACUACCCAAAUUCCAAGAAAGCAAGGAAGGUGUUCCUAUGCUUAUUUGUUGGCGGAGGAGGCACGCAGCAGCAAAUCCCUAAGGGCGUAGAGGGUGAAGACGACGAGCAAGCAAGGUUCGAGAGAAGAAGGGAGAAGGAAAAGAAGAGGGAUAUAAGUGGGAAGAGAAAGAACAUGAAAGACAAAGAUUGGAUCUUGAAGAAAAAAGAGUUGUACCGUCAACGAGGAAAAGAAGGGGUACCAAGAGAUUCAAAAUACACUGGCCGCAAGCGCAAGCCACUUUUCUAGUGGAAUUUCUCGCAGUGUUUCACGAACAAAACCGGAUCUUCGUUGUAACGAGAGAUACCAUACAAGUACCUACGUCUACUCAUGUCCGUCUCUCUACGAAUAGCUCGGGGAGGGUCUUGACCGAUUUCUGAGCAUUGUUCCUGAUGAACAAGCCUUGGAGGGCAGCCAUGCUAAUCUUCCUCCCAUUACACGUCUCUUGGGCGGUUAAUUCCUCUACCUGCUGCCCCAUGCGUUCUACAACCUCCGGUUGGACAGACUCACUACCACCGUAGAAACGUGUAAAGAGCGUGCGUGCCUGUGUGGGCGACGCAUCAUCAACAAGCACACUUAGAUCAACACGCCCCGGUCUGAUGAGUGCAGGAUCCAAUUUUUCAAGGUGAUUUGUCGUCAUGAAAAUAAUCCGCUCUUCUCCCGAGGCAACACCGUCCAAAGCGUUCAAAAACCCAGAGAAUGUGACAGAGGACUGGUAACUAU